GUCAAUCACAACAAAGCCAAUAUCACAUUCGCACUCACGUUCGUAUUCACGUCCUCAUGAUAUUUCGAGAGGAUUAGCAUCGGAGACAUGAAAAUAUUCCGUCCCUUAAUUCCUAAAUCUGCCAAGUACAUGUGGUCGACAGUCGCGACGGUACUCGUCCUUUUGAGUGCAGGACCUUAUAAUUACUCAUGGACAUUUCUCUUUCCCUCUUCCUUUAUCUCUCUCUGCAUCUGACUUGUACCCCUCUCUCGAACACAAGAUUAUCUGGCGAUGUUAUGUCAUGUUCUUGGGGUUGUGAUGGCAGAUAGAAGGAAACCCGUCCUCAUAUCUCAUAUUGGCUCCAGAUGUAUUGCCCGCUAUCAAAUAAAGCAGCUAUUCUAGCAACAGAACCACCAGUCUACUUUAGGAGCACCUCCUCACCGAACUAUUAUUGUUCUCUAAGCCAAAAUAUGAUAGAGAUUGAAGCAUUCAUAUGCAUUCACUUCAAUAACUCGAGGACAAUCAGAUGGUCUGUGCGUUGCGCGUCUCCCUCCUCCAGUUCACGCGUGAGAGGAAUUUACCUAGUAGUAAAGGGAGGAGAAGGCAAUAAUCGAGUGCACUUUUUAUCCAAAUUUAUUUUAUCUUCUUUACGAUUUACCUUAUUUACUUCUUGAUCUUAAAGUUCUCAACGUUCCAAGGUUCUCAGAAUUAUCUCCCGAAACAUACUCCAUCACCAAUAUAAUUAACCCCCACAAUGGCAUAUCAAUAUCCAAAAGACGAUUGGCCUCUGGACGAAAAGUAAGUUCUUACUCUCAUGGAGAAUUGAGAGAAAAUCCUAAUUUCCUAUCUUCCUUCCUCAGAGCUUUAGGAACAGAGUUUGUCACGGUUCAAGUUGGAAAGCAAAAGAAAGAAGUGGCCUUUCAUAAGAAACUCCUCUCAAGUCGUUCCACAGCCUUCGAGCAUCACAUGAAAGUACUCAAGGAGAAAGGAAAAUACCAAUUUCACUGUGAACCACGAUUCGAAAACGCAUUUUCUAUUCUAGUCACAUACUUGUAUAAAGGAUAUGUUCCAUCUUGCCCCAUUGAAGAUGGUCCAGAAUCUAGUUCUUAUGGUCGACAAAUGCGAGAAUUAUACUACUUGGCCGAACGAUUUGAAAUCAUUGAUUUAAUGGACAAAACCAUGGAUGCGAUUCAGGUUCAUGAUUGUCGAUUUAAUCGAGAUAUCCACAAGCACAUGCCGGAGGUUUAUAAGAAUACCACGAGAAAGAGUUCUUUACGAUUUUACUGUGCUCUGAGCGCAGCUUGGUAUUUUGGCCGCCCAAAUUCUUCCAAUAGUCAGAAAUUAAACCGUCUUGAGGGCUUCAAAGAUAAAGCGGAUAUUCUUUACGAUAUUUUGAAGAUCCAAUUGCGAUUCGAAUCCAGCAUAUCGAAUGCGACCAGUGAUUAUCGAAUUCCUUCUGAUGAAAGUGGACUUGGCCCUUGUGCUUUUCAUACACAUCCGCCGGGUGAAAUGUGUCAGCGUCUAGCUUUACUUGCAUCAACUAAAUCCUCGCAUGAUUAUAAACAUCAUCAGCAAAUUCAUGGAAUCAACAUCAAGCAGAGCCGGAAUGUUUCAAUAGGCAAUGGCAUGAAAGAAUCCAUGCGAGGAAGUAUCAGUGUCAGUGGAAGUUCAGAAGUGAUGGAGGAGAGGGAUGAAGCCGGGGAUUACGAGGAUGACCUUCUCAUUUUGAGACAAGAGAAGACUCGGCAAAUGACCAAAAUGACCCACACGAAGAAGAUUAAAGAAGAAGAUGGUGAAGAGCAAAAUGAUACCCAUCAAUCUGCGAGCAAAAUUGUUUUCGGGAAGAGGCUGAGGAGUCCGAGUCCAAUACUAGGAAGCACUCAGGAUGAUGUUUUAAUCACAGGGAAGCGACCUCUUGAGUCAAAUGAUGGGGAAGAUUUGAGUAGGAAGCGACCAUUUGUUAUAAUUGAAGGAAGUACUUCACAAGAUAGAAGAUCUGAACCUACAGGUCCUACUCGAGGGAUACAGCAACAACAACAACAGCAACAACUUCAUGCCGGACUAGGGAUUCGCAGACAUCACAACGAAGACCUUUCAGCCAAUAUCAAGCAAAGAACGCCGAUACUUUUCAAUCACUCCAACGGUCAAAUUACUCCUAUGAGGAACGAAACAAAUCAUACUACAUCAGGGUCCAUAAUGUCAAAUUAUGGUCGUGGUACUGAUACAUCCAGGGUUAGUUCUUUCGUACCUAACAAUCCCAAUCCCACUUCUCUCCAGGAUUCCAAUCUUUCACAAGAAACUUGUAGUGACUUCAACAGAUUUUACCGGGGGUGCGAUAAUAGUGAAUGCAAGAGAUUGCAUGCAUGUCAUAUUUGUAGAUGGGGUCAUUCUGCUAU
Molecule: messenger RNA, 2375 nt
Organism: Sclerotinia trifoliorum
Lineage: Eukaryota; Fungi; Ascomycota; Leotiomycetes; Helotiales; Sclerotiniaceae
Source: the annotation of a GenBank genome assembly